Brassica napus (rape) is the source of this 3473-nucleotide messenger RNA. RefSeq lists its product as uncharacterized. The transcript is spliced from 8 exons. Gene Ontology annotation, molecular function: DNA binding. The record is from RefSeq and is a predicted model, not a curated record. Lineage: Eukaryota; Viridiplantae; Streptophyta; Magnoliopsida; Brassicales; Brassicaceae. The coding region runs from base 350 to 1816 and encodes 488 amino acids. Gene Ontology annotation, cellular component: nucleus. Gene Ontology annotation, biological process: DNA replication; DNA repair; DNA recombination.
GGAAUAAGGGCUCCCCUCAUGCCUCCACAUCCUCAAAAAUAAUCAGCCAAUAGGAGAGCCCCGUUAAGCCACGUCGGACGCGCAUCACGUUUCAUUUGGGCCUCGCGUCAAAUGUUCGAAAUCUCGGCCCGAUAAUGUUUGAAAUCUCGACCCGAUAGUGUUCGAAAUCCGGAAGCCCGGAUAGUCCAUGACCCGGUGAAGCUUCCUGGUCGAUUAUCGAUUCCCCUUCUCUUCUCUUUUUUGAUCUGCCGAUCCCAUUUCUCUUCGUCUUCUCCGUUCACUACGUUUCGCAGAUCUUUAUCGCGGACAUUAAUUUUACUCCCCACUCUUCUGAGUUUUAAUCUCAUUAAUGGAUCGUUAUCGCUUUCUCCGUCCGCGGUUCUAUAUAGAUCUCUUAUUCUGUGUAUUUUUUUUUGGAUCUAGAACUGUUCUAUCCUUUCAACUGCUACUUGCGAUGAAGGUGUCCGGCGUUUCUGACUCAGAGAAAAUGACAGGCGAGACGGCGAUCCCCUCCGAUUCCGUCAAUCCCAUCUCUCAAUCCGGUGUCUCUUCCGGCGAUAACGGUCCGACGAAAUCUAGAUGUGGAAUGGCCGAUUCAAAGGGUACGAGCAAAUCCGGCCCUCAGUCCGGCAUAACAUCCGGCGUUGAUAAACCGGUGAAAUCCAGAGGUACGACUGCUGUAACCCAGAGGCCGAUCAGAACACACGGCAGGACUGGUGGUUCCUCCGGCCCCGUUAUCGGCGUUAGAGGGAGACCAUCUGUCUCAGCAAUCGACAAGGGCAAAUCAAUCGUCAGCGACGACGUAGGGAAGGUUAUAACCUUCAAAGACGUGAAAUUCGGGCCACAUCAAGACGAGAUACGGUUUCGACUGAUCCAUUUUUGGGAAGCUUGGAACGUUCAGACGAAGGUUCUUAUCGGCAUCGAAAUGCUUCUCAUCGAUGAAGAGGCGAGUGUAAUCCAAGGUUUCAUCCCUUAUGGAAGGAUUGAGACCUAUUUGCCUCACAUGAAAGCUGGUUAUACCUACCGGCUCAACAAGUUUUACGGAUCAAAGAGCAAGACAGUGUACCGGAUUGCUGACUCGGAUGUCACUAUUAGCUUCUCAUGGAACUCUGCUCUAACUGCUCUCGAGGACAGCUCAAUCUGUUUCCCUGAGGAUCGGAUCCGUAUUCAUGGAUUCAGGGAGUUCGAUGGUGCUUCCGACUUGAAAGGUGAUCUUUAUGAUUAUAUUGGCCAUAUCAAGCUUGUGAAUGGGAAGGUUCCCACUGACAGCCUAUUGCUUGAUGAAGGUGAGAUAGCUGUGUCUCGGCGAGUUGAGCUUCACGUCCAGACACAUGACGAUCCUGUGAUGAAGUUGUACCUCUGGGACAAGGCGGCCUUUGAGUUCAUUGAUAAGUUUAAAGCAUCCAGAGGCACUGCCCGUGUUAUUUUGGUCACCACUUUAAACCCGAAACGGUUUGGAGGUGUUCUGUCUCUAUCGGCAAUGGCGUCCUCACGUGUAUUUAUGGAUAGUGAUAUCCAAGAAACACUCUCCUACCUCAGCUGGUUGAACUCUAAUUUGGACGUUGCCAGUAGGGUUAAUGCAGAGGUGAUUACCAAGCCUGAGCCAGCGACAUUGGGAGAACUUUUUGCUUAUAUGAACCAGGCGUCCUCUAAGGUUGCUUGGUUUGAGUGCACAGCAACUAUUGAUGAUGUUGUGCACGGGUCUGGCUGGUACUAUAUAGGAUGCGGUGUGUGUCAUACCAAAGCAACCAAAGGGCCCACAACGUUAAUGUGUAAGAAAUGCGGGAAAAGUGAGAUUGUUGGUGUGGCGCAGUAAGUGGUUUAUGUAAAGUUUUUACACAUUCUUGAACGUAAUGGUUGUUGACACUUAUCUUUACUAGGUACUUGACGAGACUCUCUGUGUAUGACAACAAUGAUCAAGCCGUGUUUGUUGUCCUUGGUGAUGCCGGUGAGGAGUUGACUGGAAAGAAAGCAAGCGAGUUGGUUGAGAAAUACUAUCAGGUCAAUGACAAUAUUGAAGGCGAUCAUAAGGUCCCAGUUCCUCAGGCUAUGAUUGAUACUAUUGGACAGACGCGAAAGUUCAUUGUGAAGGUAUCGAAACACAAUCUGGACGCUAAGACUCAGACUCUGACUGUGACAAAGGUGCUCCCACCCGAUGCCGCAGGACAUGAGGACAAUUUAGAAGGGGAUGUUGAUGUAAUAGGUGAUGCGGAAGGAGUAGGUAAUGCAGCUGAGUUUGGAAAAAGGGGUGCUGAUGAGAUAGAGUCUGAGGGUGUGAAGCGUGCCAAAUGUGGCUAAUGAAGUAGCCUUGACUUCAUUUGCUUCUUCUUUUUUUGUGUGUUUUCCUUUUUUUUUUUUUGUUUGAGACAUCCUUUUUAUCUUUGGUUUCCUCUGCAACAUUAUACCAACCUUGGUUAUUAUCUCUUUUUAAUAACAUAAACUAUUAAUAUUUUCUAUGUUAUACAAUUUGAACAAUGAAAUGGUGUUAUCUAUAUAUGUAUUUACCACAUAAUCUGGAUGAUGAUAAACUGAUUCAGGAAUUUUAGAUUCCGAUUUCUAUUUAAGUAUAGUAGAGAAGUAUCUGUGUACAUAAUUAGCUUAUCAUUGUUUGGGAAUAAGUUAUUUUACACAAAACAAAUACAAUACUAAAACGAUUUGUGUGAAUAAGCAUGGAUGAUUAAAUGCAAUAACCUGCUGUAAGUAAGCCAAUAAAAUUUGAUAUUCUUUAAAAAAAUUUAAAACUGGUUAACUGAGAUUCGAACCCUGCAAGUAGAGUAGCCAAUGCGGAUACUACUCUAUCAUUAGGCUAAUGUCACUCUUUGUAGAUAUAUGCAUAACUAAAUACAAUAACUUCUUAGAUAAUACAAUAAAAUGAAUUUUUUUUAAAAUAAUUGCAAAGGGGAUGACUGAGAUUCGAACCCUGUAUAAGAGCUAAUGCGGAUGCUACUCUUCCAGUAGGCUAAAGACACUUAUUGCAAAUAUAUAAAUGACUAAAAGAUAUAACUUUUUAUAUGAGCUAAGAAAAUGGUAUGUUUUUAAGAAUAAAAACGGGUUUUUUAGUGUUUGAAACCUAUAUAAGAGCUAAUGCGGAUGUUACUCUUCCAGUAGGCUACAGACACUCAUUGCACAUAUAUAAAUGACUAAAAUAUAUAACUUUUUAUAUAAGCUAAGAAAAUGGUUUGUUGUAAAAAAUAAAAACGGGUUUUUUGAGAUUCGAACCCCUAUAUAAGAACUAAUGCGGAUGCUUCUCUACCAUUAGGCAAAAUACACUCAUUGAAAUAUAUGCCCAAAAAUAAAAAUAUAUAUUAACCGGAUGAGAUGAGGAAAACAUAUAUAUAUGGAAACACGAGUGGUUGGAUAGUACAAAUCUUUAUUUAAGCCAAAAAUAUUUGAAAUUUUGACUAAAAUUAUAAUUGCGAUGGGAUGGGGGUUCGAACCCUAGGUUAUAUUAAACGCGGAUGCUGCUUUACCAC